Molecule: messenger RNA, 3620 nt
Organism: Papaver somniferum (opium poppy)
Lineage: Eukaryota; Viridiplantae; Streptophyta; Magnoliopsida; Ranunculales; Papaveraceae
Exons: 2
Coding region: 1778-3082 (434 amino acids)
Source: RefSeq, a predicted model, not a curated record
AGAUAGUGGAUUUCACCACCAAGACACUACACAUGUGCAGGUGAAAUGGAGAAAAAUUAGGUCUCAAUAAAGAGCCAAAUUGAGCAGAGACGCAAUAUUCUUUUUUUUUGUCACCACUUAACAAACAAAGAAGGGGAUCUGGUUGUUGUUGCCGUACCGUCGACCUAGCCAAGCAGCGGCGUUAUAGCUGUUCACCAUGGGUCAAGACCCCUACCUGAAGCCGAGAAGAAGGAAGAAGCGGGCAUCAGUUGGUGGUCGAUACAGAUUCAUGAAAUCAGUCAUGAAAUUCAGUUGAACAGGGAAGAGAUUGAGUUGUUAACAUCACGGAUUCUGUUGGGUGUUUGGGUGAAACAGUGGUUCGAUAUUGUGAGUAGAUUGUAGCUGAAGACUGCAAGUUGAUUUGGGUUCGAAAUGGAUGAGGUUUUUAUAGAGUUUUCAAGUUAUAACACAGCGAAACAGAAACUGUUGCUGCUAGAUGUCGUGAGAUUUUUGAAUAGGGUGUUGUUGCUGAUACUUGAGUAAUAAAUGGAUGAGAGACUGAACUAUUUGGUGUUUUUUAUUGUUAUGGAUGAAUGGGUUUAUUGUGAUGUGAAUUUGCAGGUAUUUGGGUGAGUUUAGAAGCUGUAGGAGUUCACAGCUACAACAAGAUGCGAAUGGAGUACAACCUGUUCGAGUAAAUGUCUGAACGAUCUUUUCAUCACCACCUCAAGCUCGGUUAAGCCUGUACAAGGGCUCUUGCUGGAAUAUGAUGUUGCUGGUAUGAUUUUGGGGAGUUUAUGAUGGGUACUGGCAAGGGUAGAUAGCUUUACUUGAAAUCUACAAGGAGAUGAGAUGUAAGUGGACUGUUGGGGUCAGUUCUUGAGCUGAAUUUCAGCUGCUGUUGUGACUUGCAGACGUGCUUGGGGGAGUUGGGACUAGAUUCAGAAGCUGAGAUAAACAUGGGACUAAUGGUUCGCCAGGGGUGAGGUCAAGUUCAGUGGAGAAGAAACAAGGGUUAAGAAAACAGUUGGGAGUCUGGGUGUUUGCCGUGACUGAAUGAUGAACUGUGUUGAUGGGUUUGUAUAUGACAGCAGUGGCUCGAGUGUACAAGUUAGGGUCCGGUUCAAUAUGGCAGAGAUUUUUAUGAAGUUCAGGCAAGGCAGAGUUGAGUACAAGGGUUUUGGCAGUAGCUGGGACGUGACUUGGAGGCUACAUGAUAUGGAGAUGUGGGUACCAAUUUGUCUUGAUAUUGGGUACAGUUGGAUCCAGAUUUGGAGGCCCGUAGGGUUGUGAAUGUUGAGAAUUUUGGGUGUUGAUGCAGAAUUACAUGAGAAGAAAAGAUAUAUAAGCGGGAGGAGAAAAACAACAAAAGACCUACCUUUCUUUUACCAGAAGAGCUUGCAUGCACCUGUUCUACACAACAACUUGUUUGCUGCCUGGACCAAGUCCAAUUGGUAUACGUCUUCGUUCGGGAACUUUGCUAAAAGACUUCAUUCGAGUAGUGAACACUCCACUUCCUCCUAGUUCUACACCAAGUGAAUUCUCGGACUCGGACAAAGAGGAAGACAACACAAUGGGAGGUCGACCACCUGCUCCAAGAACACUCAAGGAGCUCACUUCUCCAAACAUUGACCAGCAGCCUUUAUGUAUUCAGCUGAAUUGAACCAUUGAGUUGAAGCCGCAAUUGAUUCACUUUCUUCCCAAAUUCAGAUGUUUAGCGGGAGAGGAUCCUAAUCGUCACUUACAACAAUUCCAUCAUGCUGUGACUAGUUUGAAGCAAGCAACUGCAGAUGCCGAUAUGGCUAUGAUGACAACUUUUCCUUUCUCCCUUAUAAAUGCUGCAGGAGAGUGGUUCUUUUGCUUACCCACUGGAAGUAUAACCACAUGGAAUAAAAUGAAGAAGUUGUUCCUUGAGAAGUAUUUUCCAGCAUCAAAAGCAGUUGUGAUUCGCAAAGAGAUUUGUGGUAUUAGACAAGUAUCGGGAGAGACUCUCUAUGAGUAUUGGGAGCGCUACAAGAAGCUUUUAGCUAGCUGUCCACACCACCAAAUCAGCGAUCAACUUGUGAUUCAAUAUUUCUAUGAGGGGUUGCUUUCUAAUGAUAGAAAUUUGAUCGAUGCCGCAAGUGGUGGUGCACUCACCAACAAAACCAUUGUUGAAGCUACAAGCUUGUUAGAAAACAUGGUUGCAAACACUCAACAAUUCUACACUCGAGGUGAAUCAGUGGUAAGGAAAGUGAAUGAAGUUGGUGAUUCUUCACAUAUGGAACAACGGAUGGGUAACAUGGAGAGGAUGAUGCAACAAAUAUCAUCUGUCGUCAUACCAUCAUCAUACACCGAAGAUGUUGAGCAAGCAAGUGCCAUGUACCAAAAUCAGCAAAGGCCAAGAUAUGAUCCAUAUUCCAGCACAUAUAAUCCGGGUUGGCGUGAUCAUCCUAAUUUCAGCUACGCCAACAAACAAGCUGCAGUUUCUAAUCCACCUUUCAAUCAACAAGGUGGGUACCAAUUCUUGCAAAGGCUGCAACAAGAAGCUCAAGGCAUGAGUAUAGAUGAUAAGUUGAAUCUCAUUCUCAACACAUUGGCGCAAGAUAAGCAAAAGUCAGAGAUGGAUAUGAAGGACAUCCGAACACAAAUGGGUCAACUAGCUACUACCGUAAGCAAAUUGGAAGCACAAGCAGCUGGAAAACUUCCUUUGCAACCAUUGAAUCCUAGGGAGACUGUCAAUGCUAUUGAGUUGCGAAGUGGGAAACAAAUAGAGAAACCGGCAGCAUCACCGGAGUCCCAUGAACGUGAUUUAGAGAAAGAAGUGGACGAAGCAGCCCCUAAAAAGGAUGAUUUGGUAACAAAUUCUAACUCUAAACCUUUUGUUUCUACUUAUGUUACUCCUCCACCUUUUCCUAGCAGGUUUGCAAAGUCAAAUAAGGAGACGUUGGACAAAGAGAUUUGGGAAAUCUUUAAGAAGAUCGAAGUGAACAUUCCACUCAUUGAGGCGAUAAGGCAGGUUCCUCGCUAUGCAAAGUUCUUGAAGGAAUUGUGCACUAACAAGAACAAAUUGACCGGUAAUGAGGUAAUGAGUGUGGGGGAGAGUGCUUCGGCAUAUCUUUAAAAGAAACUCCCACCUAAAUUGAAAGACCCCGGUAGUUUUACUAUACCUUGCACAAUUGGUAAAACAGGGUUUACAAAAGCUUUGCUAGAUUUAGGAGCAUCUAUUAGUGUCAUGCCUGCUUCAAUAUAUGAAUCUUUAAAUCUUGGUCCUCUCAAAAGUACCAGCAUAGUUAUUCAACUUGCCGAUAGAUCUAAUGUCUACCCGAAAGGGGUUGUUGAAAAUGUUUUUGUGCGGGUUAAUGAGCUUAUAUUUCCUGUGGACUUCUAUGUUCUUGAUAUGAGUGAUGAAAACUCAUCCUCGUCUACACCUUUGCUGUUGGGUAGACCAUUUAUGAGAACCGCUAGAACAAAGAUAGAUGUAUUUGAAGGUUCCUUGACAAUGGAAUUUGAUGGAGAGGUCAUUCGCUUCAACAUCUUUGAGGUGAUGAGAUACCCGAGUGAUGUGCACUCAUGUUUUGCCGUGGAGGAAACUGACGUUGGCUAAGAAUGCAAGUGAGAUGAAAGUCGGGCUGACGACUUUAAACCUAGCGCUAAAUGGG